AUGGAACUUGGUGACUCAGAACUGCUGGAUAUCUUGCUGGAACCUUCAGAAGACAUAACCAUAAAGGCCUUCCCAGAGCUGGUAGGACACUCCUCAUUUGGAGAGCCAGAGCGAACUGGACUGCAAGAUCCAGGGCUGGGAGGCUGGAAACCCAGUGGGAGCAGCAGCUGUGUGAGUGUGAAGGCUGGACAGGAUGUGUGUGGAAAGGGGAGAAGAAAAUGGGGGUGGGUGACAUAUACCUCCCCUUCACUGUCGCAGGGCCUUCAGGAGAGUGAGCCUGACGAUUUCCUGAACCUACUCAUUGACCCCAAUGAAGUCUAUCAGUCCAGAGUUUCUCCAGGAAGUGACAGUGGUAUCUCAGAGGAAGCUGGACAUCCAGACAGCCCUCCAGCGUCUAUGGCUCUCAGUCCUCCUGCUCUCUAUGAGGUUGUCUAUGAGACUGGGGCCCUAGAAGGACUGCAGGGGGAAACUGACCAGACCAGCUCUGGACUCAUCUCUAUCCAGCUAGGUCAGUGGAGCCCCCCACUGCUUAUACCUGAUGCUUGCAUCAUCAGUGAUCCCCCACCUGGCCCUCCUGCCCAUCCAGAACCCAGAAUAGGUACAGGAGUCUUGGUGCCUCCUGAGACACUGCUGCACUGCCCAGCACUAUUCCUGACAGAUGAGGAGAAGCGACUAUUGGGACAAGAGGGGGUGUCUUUGCCCUACCACCUACCCCUCACUAAGGCAGAGGAAAGAGUCCUUAAGAAGGUUCGGAGGAAAAUCAGGAAUAAACAGUCUGCUCAGGACAGCCGGAGACGCAAGAAAGAAUACAUAGAUGGUCUGGAGACGAGGGUAGCUGCCUGUUCUGUGCAGAAUCAGCAGCUACAGAAGAAGCUGCAGGAGUUGGAGAGACACAACAUCUCUUUGGUGGCCCAACUUCAACAGCUGCAGGCACUCAUUGCUCAGACCUCUAACAAAGCUGCCCAGACCAGCACUUGUAUCCUGAUCCUCAUAUUCUCCUUAACCCUCAUCAUCCUUCCCAGCUUCAGCCCCUUUCACAGGGAACAGCCAACUCUGUCUGACACUUAUAAGCCUAGUGGAGUGAUCUCCAGAAACAUCUUGACUCACAGGGAUGUGCCAGACAGCUUGAGAACCCUGGUAUCACAGUCUGGAGAUAGGGGUGCCAAUGGUUCCUCAGGGGGAAUACCUGAGGAGAGUGGGAACCAGCCAGGCCACCACCAGGAAAGAGGCAGAGCUGUGCAGCAUGCUGAUGAGAUGUAAAUAUGAUUUGAAAAAAGGAUAAAGGACCUAGGAGGCCACCACAAAAAUCAUUCAAUUCCUUGAAGUGAGAUAACCCUAACCUUCCCUCCCCCCAUUAAACCCCCCUUCACACCCUAUGGUCAGGUUGGAGUAGAAACAGAGGUCAUACUCUUCCUCUAUUCCCUAAAAGGGUCAGUAACUUAUUCCCCCUUCAAAUACACAAAUAAGGUAAAGGGUUAGAACCCCUACAAGUGGAGCAACUUGUGGACUGGGAAGGUAUACUGCUUUAAAAUAAAUGUGUACAUUAAGUUUUAACUAGUUUCAUGAAUCUCUUAGUAAUGUGUGUUCAGAUGAACUCACAUAAUCUCCAAC
Messenger RNA from Monodelphis domestica (gray short-tailed opossum), 1611 nucleotides. Lineage: Eukaryota; Metazoa; Chordata; Mammalia; Didelphimorphia; Didelphidae. The record is from RefSeq and is a predicted model, not a curated record.